Molecule: messenger RNA, 1061 nt
Organism: Strigops habroptila (Kakapo)
Lineage: Eukaryota; Metazoa; Chordata; Aves; Psittaciformes; Psittacidae
Gene: PNO1
Product: partner of NOB1 homolog
Exons: 7
Coding region: 103-834 (243 amino acids)
Cellular component (GO): nucleolus
Molecular function (GO): RNA binding
Source: RefSeq, a predicted model, not a curated record
GGAGCGGAAGUAGCCGGCGGUACCCUUCCGGGAGGCGGUGUGGAGGCACGCGGGAGGCGGUUGGAGCGCGAGCCCCUCUAACGGCUGCUCCCGUCCCUCGCCAUGGAGGCUGAGGCGGCGGGCGACGGCGGCUUCACCAGCGUCGUGUCCAAGCGGAGCCGGAGGAAGCGGCGGGUGGCCGCGAGUGGGGAGGAGCCGGCGGCGGGGGCCGCCAUGGACACGACGGAGCCGCGGCCCAGCAAGAGACCGGCAUUCCCGCCCGUGGCUGCUGAGGAGCUCGGGGUUGGAAAAGGCGAAAUACGGAAGGUUCCCGUGCCGGCCAACAGGUACACGCCGUUAAAAGAGAACUGGAUGAAAAUAUACACGCCUAUCGUGGAGCACUUGCAACUGCAAAUCAGGUUUAACUUGAAAACGAGGAACGUAGAAAUCAAGACUUGCCAAGAGACCAAGGAUCUCAGUGCUCUAACGAAAGCAGCUGAUUUUGUGAAAGCAUUUAUCCUUGGGUUUCAAGUAGAGGAUGCUCUUGCUCUCAUCAGAUUAGAUGAUCUUUUUCUAGAGUCGUUUGAAGUUACAGAUGUCAAACCUUUGAAAGGUGAUCAUCUGUCAAGAGCAAUAGGGAGAAUAGCAGGGAAAGGUGGAAAAACGAAAUUCACUAUAGAAAAUGUAACCAGGACACGAAUCGUUCUCGCUGAUGCAAAAAUUCAUAUUUUGGGAUCUUUUCAGAACAUUAAAAUGGCACGAACAGCAAUUUGCAAUCUAAUUUUAGGAAGUCCUCCAUCAAAAGUUUAUGGUAAUAUUAGGGCAGUGGCCAGCAGAGCAGCUGAAAGGUUCUGAGCUGCAGCACAGCUGCACCACCAAGGACUGGGAGUCAUGUUUUCUGUAUGCACAAGAGGCCUGGAGCUACAGAAGUACUCAGUCUUCUAUUUUAUUUGGAAGCCCAGAAGAAAACUGGGACUGUUCCUGCAGUCUGAUUUCCUUCAGACAUGCUGCUCUGUUUCAACACACCUGAUAUUUCUGUAUAGUUAUUAAAAGUCGUUUUAAGCUGGUUGUGUCUAUCAGAA